Saccoglossus kowalevskii is the source of this 2350-nucleotide messenger RNA. RefSeq names its product ferric reductase 1-like. NCBI's taxonomy places the organism in Eukaryota, Metazoa, Hemichordata, Enteropneusta, Harrimaniidae. The record is from RefSeq and is a predicted model, not a curated record.
AUAAUAAUGCGUAAUAUGUUGAUGGUGUUAUGUGCGUUGCUGGCAGCCAGUGAGGUCUGGGCUGAUGAGGCAAACUACAUAGUGACGUCUUCGGGAUGCGGGGAGACAAAGGGAUGUUUUUCCAUACCGGAAGGCUGCACAAACAAGGAUGAUUGUGACGUAUUCGUGUCAUGGCAACAAGGUUCCGACUCCACGAUUCAGAUCGAGUUACUGGGUAGGAUGAGGAUGGAGUACGGAGACAGCUAUAUAGGAGUUGGAUUCUCCAAAGAGCAAAUGAUGAAUAACGAUGACGUUUGGGCAUGUCUGUUCUACCAGGACACGCUUCAUUUCGACCACUCUUACAACAAAGGCAAAAGCAAUGUCCCACAGCCAAUCUCAGAGGCAAGCCUAGCCAGUUUCAGCGGCAUGUACUUUGAAAACAGUAUUCAAUGUACCUUUAAUCGACCAAUGUCAGUUGACUAUGUGCCGUCAGAAGACCAAGGGGCGAAUAUAACUUUCGAUCUGAACGAUCCACACUAUUUGUUAAUUCCACGGGGACCACUCUGGUCAAUGAAUGGAUUUACAGGAAAAGGAAAACACAUGACGUUGCCAAUUAUCACUGCCAAGGCCUUGCAACUAGACGGUGUGCAGACAUACAGCGAGAUUAUGAAAAGACCAAUCAUGCUUAAAGUCCAUGCAUGUCUGAUGAUUAGUGGAUGGAUGGGUCUCGCUAGUAUUGCUAUAAUAUUUGCUAGAUAUUUCAAACUCAUUUGGCCAAACAGUAAGCUAUGCGGAGAAAAAGUCUGGUUUGCAUUUCACAGAUUCCUCAUGAUGCUAAAUUUUUGUUGUUUUAUCACUGCCUUUGUCAUCAUUUUUGUCUAUCUUGGAGGGUUUGUUCAUUAUAAGUUCACAACUCAGCCAAAAUUCAUCCAUGCUGUUUGUGGGAUAGUCACAGUAGCACUAGGAUUCCUUAACCCAAUACUGGCUUUGCUGAGACCUCAUCCUGGAACUGUUAGGCGUCCAUAUUUCAACUGGGCUCACUGGGUGGUUGGCAUGUCUGCAUACAUCCUGGCUUUGGCAUGUAUUUUUAUUGGAAUUGAUCUGGAGAAAAUGGAUCUGCCGAAAUAUACAACCUGGACUGUGGUUGGAUUUGUAGCUUUCCACGUCAUGAUGGAAGUACUAUUAAAAUUAGUAAUUGGAAUUGUAGAGGGUGCUGCUAAUAGACGUUCACGCUCACAGAAUUAUGAAAUGUCUCCAGCUGGCAGUAAUGGAGUUAAACAAGACGACCAUGAUGAACUCAAGCCCAAUCUAACAGGAUCAACAUAUGCAGUUAUACUAUUGGUUAUCCAUGUUUUCGGUGUCAUUGGUAUAGUGACGUCCCUGGUUGUAACAACUGCACUCAUGUAACGUUCUUGCAUCAUUAAUAUGUAUUAAAUGUUGUCACCAUGACAACCAACAGGGUUAAUUUUUUAUCAUUUGUACAUAAAAUCUUUUUGGUUCAGGUAUUCUACACCUUUGGGUAUAUCAUUUUUUUCUGAUUUAUUUUUAUAACUGAAUAUUAUGGUUACUAAUAGCUAUUAAACAUCUGUCACCGUAACACCAAUUAAUUUUGUGGUAUUUUAUGGGGUAUUUUCAUCCUACCAUAUUAGGAAACACGAAUUCCAAAUAUGGAACGAUUCCGCGCAUAAGCGUCCGCUAAUAAUAAGAACAAACAUGGCUGCCCCCAGGGUUUGACCGGGCCCCACACAAAGAAGUUCCCUAAAUCUCUUCAAAACAUUUUGGAUUUCGGCAUUCCCAUUAUGUAUCCCUGGGAGAAAAAGAUGUAUAAAAAUAAGGUUAUUAUGAGGAUACCGAAAAGUAUGCACUCAGACAGUACAGUAUGUUGCAUGUUAGUUGAUACUCCCACUGUACUGUCUUCGUGCGUACUUUUCGGUAUCCUUGUAAUAUGUUAUGUCACCAUUGUAUUGUCUUUUCGCAGAGUACAUUAUUAUUCUAAUUAUUAACUCAUGUAGACAUAAUAUUGCAUUUUAAUUUGAACAUCGGCAGUCUGGCCAAGGUAACAAACCAUAGUUUUCUUCAUUUAUAUUACAAAUAGUCUUGGGUUCAUCAGUGUUGCUGACACCGAUGUAUUUGUGGGUGGUUUUUACGUAUCGUAUUCAUUUGAAGAACCAUCAUCUAGACUUUGAACAGCUGGUAUGUUCAUAUCUACAUAGAUUGUUUGCGGCAACUACAGUCACUUGACAGACUAAAAUCGCAAUUAUUAUAUCAAGACAAUUUAUUAUUAACUGUAACACUAAAGAGAGGAAUAUUCGGUGUUUGUAGUAAUAUUAAUCUGUAAACAAUCAAUAAUAAAUUGUUAUUAUUAGUCUAA